AUGUGGUGUAUUUUCUGGUGGUUACUGUAUCCCCUUUCAUUUCUGCUUCUUUUCUACCUUCUCCGCCGUCAAUGGGAGCGUCUCGUCGUCGAUGAUCUUCCUCAUCGUCCUGUUCUCAUCACGGGCUGUGAUUCUGGUUUUGGGUAUGGGCUUGCAGUGAAAUGUGUGGCAAAUGGGAUGCCGGUAUUUGCAGGGUGUCGAACCGAGGAGGGUAUCCGCCGUCUCCAGCGAGAAAUUGGCGGUGGUGAAAGGGGGCGUGGCCUAUUGUCGGCAUUUCUUCUCGAUGUGACAAAUGGGGACAGCGUCGAAAAAGCUGUCGAAUAUGUCGCUAAAAAUGCAGAAAAACACGGCGGUCUAUACGGCAUCGUGAAUAAUGCGGGAAUCGUCGGCCAUUCAUUUUACGAUGAUUUUCUAACGAUUGACGAUUAUCGCGAAACGCUUGAGGUGAAUUUGUUCGGUGUUGUGCGCGUGACGAAGGCCUUCGUCCCGCAGCUCAGAAAAACAAAGGGUCGAAUCGUGAAUAUGGCAUCGAUGUGUGCCAGAUUGGGUCUGCCGGGGAUUGGACCAUAUACUGUCUCGAAACAUGGAGUUUCUGCCUAUAGUGAUUGUAUACGCCAAGAACUCCGUAUCUGGGGAAUCUCAGUGCACGUCAUUGAACCCGGCUUCUUCAAAACACCAUUGAUAUCUGAAGAGGCGCUCGAUCAACAAAUGCAUAAGGUGUGGGACGGAUGUCGUGAGGACGUCAAACAGGCUUAUGGGAGGGAAUUCUUCGAUAGAGCUAGCGAAGUGACGAAGGAAAUGAUCGGAUUAGUGGCAUCGGGUGAUGUACAGUGGGUAAUCGAUACCUAUUUCCAUGCCCUAACCGCCAAAUUCCCCCGCAGACGAUAUCAAGUCGGAUGGGAUCAUAUUUUAUUUUUCCUUCCUCUGUCAAUCCUUCCGGCCGGGCUGUCGGAUGGUGUCCUUCGGAUUAUGGAAUAUUUCUCGGGGGCCCCCGUGCCCAGAGAUGUCAUUUUGGGGCAGAGA
Mesorhabditis spiculigera is the source of this 1023-nucleotide messenger RNA. The record is from the annotation of a GenBank genome assembly. NCBI's taxonomy places the organism in Eukaryota, Metazoa, Nematoda, Chromadorea, Rhabditida, Rhabditidae.